UUUACUGCGUGUGUUCAGUUUUUUAUUUCAGGUUUUCAGUUCUGUAUUUUUUUUGCGUUGCUCUUCGGUGCUUUUCCAUUUCCCCUGGCAUCGCUCCUUGUUCAGUGGUAUUCAGAGAGUUUUUUCUUUUUAUUAAGACCCCCUCCGCGCGUGUUGGAUAAAUAGAGAAUGUCCCGCGUGGAAAUCAAGAGCACAGCGGAAUUUGAUGAGUUCUUGAAGAACCAUGGCGAGAAUUUAUCUGUGGUGUACUUUUGGGCAUCGUGGGCCGUACAGUGCCAGCAGAUGAGCGACAUCGUCGACGAACUGGCCAAAGACUCCCGACUCUUCACCGUCAAAUUCCUCGCCGUGGAAGCGGAGAAGCUGCCCGUCCUCUGUCAGAAAUACUCCAUUGACUCCGUGCCCGCGUUUAUCUUCAUACGGAACGGCAAGGAAAUCGACAGGUUAUCGGGCGCCAAUGGUCCGGAACUGAAUCGGAAAAUACGCUAUUUGGUGGAUAAUUAUGUUCCUGAUGCAUCUAUUGCCAAAAAGGAUUUGGACAGUCGACUUCGGGAUUUGAUCAGUUACGAUAAAGUGAUGCUGUUUAUGAAGGGAACACCUGCCGAGCCCCGCUGCGGUUUCAGCCGACAGAUCGUUGCCAUUCUCAAUGAGCAUUCUGCUAAAUACGGCACAUUCGAUAUCCUGUCGGAUACUGAUGUUCGCGAGGGAUUGAAAAAGUUAUCAAAUUGGCCAACCUAUCCGCAGUUGUAUAUUAAUGGCGAACUGGUCGGUGGCCUGGAUAUCGUGAAGGAACUACAGGCUUCCGGUGAACUGGAUCAGAUGCUGGUCAAGACCGAGAGCUUGGAAGACAGGCUGCGCCAGUUGACGCAUAAGCAACCUGUGAUGCUGUUCAUGAAGGGCAAUCCGGAUGUACCCAAGUGUGGAUUUUCACGACAGAUUAUUCAGAUUCUCAAUGAUACCAAGGUGCAUUAUGGGACGUUCGAUAUCCUGGAAGAUCAGGAUGUACGGGAGGGAUUGAAGAAGUUCUCCAACUGGCCCACGUAUCCGCAGCUGUACGUUAAGGGACAGCUGAUCGGGGGUUUGGAUAUUGUUAAGGAACUGGUGAAUUCGGGCGAACUGGAGUCGACUUUGAAAGCCGCAUGAGAGUUGAUCGAUCAAUGCGCUGAUUGGGUUUCUUAUCAGAUUUCCUCACACUGUCUUUGCUUGGAACGUGUGUUAAGUAUUCGACUAGUUCUUGUGUACUACGACGUUAUGAUUUAAAUUUGAGUCGCAGAUAUUCGAGGGAUUUUUUACUAAAUUUUUAAACGCGAUUGGAUAUGUUUGCCUUUCUUAAACGAUUUGCUAAUCCAGUGUCGACGAUAAUGUUUUACAAAAAUGCAAUAAAUUGUAAACGGAAACGGAUGUUUUUAAUGGUAU
Paramacrobiotus metropolitanus is the source of this 1413-nucleotide messenger RNA. RefSeq names its product glutaredoxin-3-like. The transcript has 8 exons. The record is from RefSeq and is a predicted model, not a curated record. Bases 169 to 1140 code for a protein of 323 amino acids. Lineage: Eukaryota; Metazoa; Tardigrada; Eutardigrada; Parachela; Macrobiotidae.